AUUAAAGAAAACAAUAAUGUGAAAAUACAUCCAGGAAUAAAUGAAGAGAAAGUUCCUCCCUCUGCCACCAGAGGGCGACACAUCCCCUCGUUUUGAAGUGCUUCCUGUUUGCUGUUAAGUUUCACUUCGUGCUCCUCGUGUCGCACCUUCUGCUUCUCUCUAAGUGGAGGAGAAGUACAAAGACCUGGACCUGGACCCGGACCUGGACCUGAACCUGGACCUGGACCUGAGACCUGCUGUUUGUCCUCAAAGAGUGACCGCUCAAUGGAGCCUCAAUCUGCUGAUGGGGGGGUCCAGCAGCAGAGACCAGACUCUCCCAGCUGUCUGUCCCUAAAGAGCGACCGGUCGAAGGACGACUUCAUGAACUUUAAAGGACGACCUCCAUCUGCUGAUCAGAAGGUCCAGCAGCAGAGACCAGACUCUCCCAGCUGUCUGUCCCUAAAGAGCGACCGGUCGAUGGGCGCCUUCUUAGACUUUAAAGGACGACCUCCAUCUGCUGAUCAGAAAGGGGACCAGGAGAGCUCGGAGGUUCCCGGUGGUCCGUCUGCCCAGCAGCAUCAGACACAGCUGGACUCCAUAUUUACGCUGCUGGAGGACCACAUCGUCACUUUUGUGAAGAGCGAGCUGAAGAAGAUCCAGAAGGCUCUGAGUUCAGAUUACCCAGAAGGCUUAGAGAGUCAGAGUGAUGAUGAGGAGGUGUUGGAGGCUGAGGAUGAAGAGCAGAGGAGGAGCAGAGAGGCAUUUGUGAACAUCACACUGCACUUCCUGAGGAGCAUGAAGCAGGAGGAGCUGGCUGACCGUCUGCACCGCAGAACUCCUGCUGGAGUGUGUCAGCGUAAACUUAAAUCCACCCUGAAGGAGAGGUUCCAGUGUGUGUUUGAGGGCAUUGCUAAAGCAGGAAGCCCAACCCUUCUGAACCAGAUCUACACAGAGCUCUACAUCACAGAGGGGGGGUCUGCAGAGGUCAAUGAUGAACAUGAGGUCAGACAGAUUGAAACAGCAUCCAGGAAACCAGGCAGACCAGAAACAACCAUCAGACAAGAAGACCUCUUUAAAGCCUCACCUGGAAGAGAUGCACCAAUCAGAGCAGUGAUGACAAAGGGCGUGGCUGGCAUUGGGAAAACAGUCUUAACACAGAAGUUCACUCUGGACUGGGCUGAAGGCAAAGCCAACCAGGACAUCCAGUUCAUAUUUCCAUUCACCUUCAGAGAGCUGAAUGUGGUGAGAGAGAACAAGUACAGCUUGGUGGAACUUGUUCAUCACUUCUUCUCUGAAACCAGAGACGCAGGAAUCUGCAGGUUUGAUCAGUUCCCGGUUGUGUUCAUCUUUGACGGUCUGGAUGAGUGUCGACUUCCUCUGGACUUCCACAACACUGAGAUCCUGACUGAUGUCACAGAGUCCACCUCAGUGGAUGUGCUGCUGACAAACCUCAUCAGGGGGAAGCUGCUUCCCUCUGCUCGCCUCUGGAUAACCACACGACCUGCAGCAGCCAAUCAGAUCCCUCCUGAGUGUGUGGACAUGGUGACAGAGGUCCGAGGGUUCACUGACCCACAGAAGGAGGAGUACUUCAGGAAGAGAUUCAGAGAUCAGGAGCAGGCCGGCGCCAUCAUCUCCCACAUCAAGACCUCACGAAGCCUCCACAUCAUGUGCCACAUCCCAGUCUUCUGCUGGAUCUCUGCUUCAGUUCUGGAGGACAUGUUGAAAACUGAGGGAGGAGAGCUGCCCAAGACCCUGACUGAGAUGUACAUCCACUUCCUGGUGGUUCAGUCCAAAGUGAAGAACAUCAAGUAUGAUGGAGGAGCUGAGACAGAUCCACUCUGGAGUCCAGAGAGCAGGAAGAUGAUGGAGUCUCUGGGGAAACUGUCUUUUGAGCAGCUGCAGAAAGGCAACCUGAUCUUCUAUAAGUCCGACCUGACAGAGUGUGGCAUCGAUAUCACAGCAGCCUCAGUGUACUCAGGAGUGUUCACAGAGGUCUUUAGAGAGGAGAGAGGACUGUACCAGAACACAGUGUUCUGCUUCGUCCAUCUGAGCGUUCAGGAGUUUCUGGCUGCUCUUCAUGUCCAUCUGACCUUCAUCACCUCUGGAGUCAACCUGCUGGCAGAAGAACCAACAACCUCCCAGCAGUCUGAAGUCUUCAGACCCAAACCUACACCAACAACCUCCUGGCUGCUUAAAGUCUUCAGAGACAAACCUGAUCUAACACAUCUCUACCAGAGUGCUGUGGACCAGGCCUUACAGAGUCCAAACGGACACCUGGACUUGUUCCUUCGCUUCCUCCUGGGUCUUUCACUGCAGACCAAUCAGAAACUCCUACGAGGCCUGCUGACACAGACAGGAAGUGGCUCAGAGACCAACCAGGAAACAGUCCAGUACAUCAAGAAGAAGAUAGAAGAGGAUCUGUCUGCAGAGAGAAGCAUCAACCUGUUCCACUGUCUGAAUGAACUGAAUGAUCGUUCUCUAGUGGAGCAGAUCCAACAGUCCCUGAGUUCAGGAAGUCUCUCCACAGAGAAACUGUCUCCUGCUCUGUGGUCAGCUCUGGUCUUCAUCUUACUGUCAUCAGGAGAAGAUCUGGAAGAGUUUGACCUGAAGAAAUACUCUGCUUCAGAGGAGGCUCUUCUGAGGCUGCUGCCAGUGGUCAAAGCCUCCAACAAAGCUCUGCUGAGUGGCUGUAACCUGUCAGAGAGAAGCUGUGCAGCUCUGUCCUCAGUCCUCAGCUCCCAGUCCUCCAGUCUGAGAGAUCUGGACCUGGCUGCUGGACUGGAGAGUCCACACUGUGAACUGAAGACUCUCAGGCUGAGUGGCUGUAACCUGUCAGAGAGAAGCUGUGCAGCUCUGUCCUCAGUCCUCAGCUCCCAGUCCUCCAGUCUGAGAGAGCUGGACCUGAGUAACAAUGACCUGCAGGAUUCAGGAGUGAAGAAGCUGUCUGCUGGACUGGAGAGUCCACACUGUGACCUGAAGACUCUCAGGCUGUCAGGCUGUCUGAUCACAGAGGAAGGCUGUGAUGCUCUGGCCUCAGCUUUAAAGCACUCCCAUCUGAGAGAGCUGGACCUGAGCUACAAUCAUCCAGGAGACUCAGGGGGGAGGCUGCUGUCUGCUGGACUGGACACGCUCAGCCUGGAGCCUGCUGCAGUCCGGUUCUUGAGGCCAGGUCUCAGGAAGUAUUCCUGUGGACUCACACUGGACUCAAACACAGUGAGCAGAAGACUCACACUGUCUGAGGACAACAGGAAGGUGACACGUGUGAGAGAGAAGCAGAACUAUCCUGAUCAUCCAGAGAGGUUUGACUCCUGGCCUCAGCUGAUGUGCAGAGAAGCUCUGACUGGUCGCUGUUACUGGGAGGUCGAGUGGAGAGGAGAGGUUACUAUAUCAGUGACUUACAGAGGAAUCAGGAGGAGAGGAGGCAGAGAGGACUGUUGGUUUGGAGGGAAUGAUCAGUCCUGGAGUCUGAGCUGCUCUGAUAGAAGUUACUCUGUCUGUCACAAUAACAGAGGAACAAAGAUCCCCUCCUCCUCCUCCUCCUCCUCCUCCUCCUCCUCCUCCUCCUCCUCCUCCUCCUCCUCCUCCUCUGAUAGAGUAGCAGUGUAUCUGGAUCAUCCUGCUGGCUCUCUCUCCUUCUACAGAGUCUCCUCUGACACACUGACCCACCUCCACACCUCCAGAGCCACAUUCACUGAACCUCUCUAUGCUGGGUUUAGGUUAUGGUUACUUGGUCUCCCUGCCUCAGUGUCUCUGUGUUCUCUGCAGGAGUGAGAC
Molecule: messenger RNA, 3753 nt
Organism: Trematomus bernacchii (emerald rockcod)
Lineage: Eukaryota; Metazoa; Chordata; Actinopteri; Perciformes; Nototheniidae
Product: NLR family CARD domain-containing protein 3-like
Exons: 13
Coding region: 265-3750 (1161 amino acids)
Molecular function (GO): protein binding
Source: RefSeq, a predicted model, not a curated record